This is a messenger RNA of Rotaria sordida, 399 nucleotides long. The record is from the annotation of a GenBank genome assembly. NCBI's taxonomy places the organism in Eukaryota, Metazoa, Rotifera, Eurotatoria, Philodinida, Philodinidae.
AUGCAACGGAACAAUAAGAAUACCAUCUAUCUUUUCGUUUUCGCACUCUUCCACUUUUUGACAUCGAUUAAAAGUGAAAAUUCUACUGUACUCAAUUCAGAAUAUCCAUGGUUACGUCUUCCACCCACACCUCAACUUCCUUAUCCUCAUCAUGGUCAAUAUGCACAGAUCAAUAAUAUCAGCAUAUGGUAUACUAUUUAUGGACCAGAAAAUGGUACGCCUGUUCUUUUUCUUCAUGGCGGACUUUCAAAUAGUGACUACUGGGGUCUACAAGUUCAACAACUUCAAAGUACUUACAAAUGUAUUCUAAUGGACUCUCGAGCACAAGGUCGAAGUUCAUCAUCGUCUGCCAAUAUUACAUACGAUUUGAUGACUUCAGAUGUUGUUAGUCUAACUUGA